Messenger RNA from Penicilliopsis zonata CBS 506.65, 638 nucleotides. RefSeq lists its product as hypothetical. The transcript has 6 exons. The coding region runs from base 47 to 415 and encodes 122 amino acids. NCBI's taxonomy places the organism in Eukaryota, Fungi, Ascomycota, Eurotiomycetes, Eurotiales, Aspergillaceae. Gene Ontology annotation, molecular function: peptidyl-prolyl cis-trans isomerase activity. The record is from RefSeq and is a predicted model, not a curated record.
CAACAACAACCACUGCACCCAUCUUUCAUUAAACUUACUCAUCAAAAUGGGCGUUGAAAAGACCACUCUCUUCAACGGCAACGGGGUCGACUAUCCCCAGGCCAACGACAACGUCACCAUGCACUACACCGGCUGCCUCUACGACGCCAGUGCUGCGGGCAAGAACUACAUGGGAAAGCAGUUCGAUAGCUCCAAGAAGCCCGGCCGCGGCCCCUUCGCGACCAAGAUCGGUGUCGGCCGUGUUAUCAAGGGAUGGGACGAGGGUGUGCCGCAGAUGAGCCUCGGCGAGAAGGCCAUCCUGACAAUUUCCCCUGACUUUGGCUACGGUUCCCAGGGCUUCCCCGGUCUGAUCCCCGCCAAUUCCACCCUCGUCUUCGAGGUUGAGCUUCUCAGCAUCAACGGCAAGAAGGCAUAAAUGUUUUCGAAAGAAGAAAGCCUGAAAAAGGAUGAAGACGAUAGUCGAUUUGAUUUCGAGAAUUGGACGGCACAAUAAUACUCAAAAAAACCAUGGGUUCUGAUUGGAAUAAUGGCACGAUAUAUAAAGAUAUCUGGACGAGGAGAAGGAGAAAAAUGAGCCUUCUAUUUGCUUUUUUUUAUGACUUGCACUCGGAAGAGAAAAGAGAUUGCUUUCUUUUUGG